AUGUUCGGUAUCUGGCCAAAUGAUGACGCUCAUUUCGAGGAAGAAAAACAGGCAUUGAAAGACUACUUGCCAAAUAUCUCUGUUGAUACCGUCAAGGUUUUCACAGUUGGAUCCGAAGCUUUGUAUAGAGAGGAUAUGACUGCCGACGAAUUGGCCGACAAGAUCAGCGAUAUCAAGGACACCUUGAAGGACAUUAAGGAUAAGAACGGUAAGUCUUACUCUUCAGUUCAAGUUGGUACUGUUGACUCGUGGAACAUUUUGGUCGACGGUGGUUCCAAGCCAGCUAUUGAUGCUUCCGACUUUGUUUUCGCAAACGCUUUCUCGUACUGGCAAGGACAAACCAGUAAGAAUGCCUCUUACUCGUUCUUCGAUGACAUCAUGCAAGCCUUGCAAACCAUCCAGACUGCCAAGGGUACCGACAUUGAUUUCUGGGUUGGUGAAACCGGAUGGCCAACUGAUGGUACCAACUUCGAAUCUGCUGAUCCAACUCUUGAAAACGCUAAGAACUACUGGCAAAAUGCUAUCUGUGCUAUGAGAGGAUGGGGUGUUAACGUUGCUGUCUUCGAAGCUUUUGAUGAAGAAUGGAAGCCAAACACUUCUGGUACUUCUGACGUUGAAAAGCACUGGGGUGUCUUUGAUGACAACAACAAGCCAAAGUUUGACUUGAGUUGUGACUUCUAA
Molecule: messenger RNA, 681 nt
Organism: Debaryomyces tyrocola
Lineage: Eukaryota; Fungi; Ascomycota; Pichiomycetes; Serinales; Debaryomycetaceae
Source: the annotation of a GenBank genome assembly